Messenger RNA from Fragaria vesca subsp. vesca, 456 nucleotides. RefSeq lists its product as uncharacterized. Bases 1 to 456 code for a protein of 151 amino acids. Lineage: Eukaryota; Viridiplantae; Streptophyta; Magnoliopsida; Rosales; Rosaceae. The transcript has a single exon. The record is from RefSeq and is a predicted model, not a curated record.
AUGGAGGAGCUUGAGCAAAUUCAAACUACAAACUCUCAAGCGGUUGCAUUGGUGGCGCAAUAUCAACUGGAACAGACACCUAGAGGGCGUGGUUCACGACCUGGUAUUGCGCCAAAUGUGGAGAGACACAGAGAAGUCCGAGGUCAAUUCCUCCUGCAGGAUUAUUUUGUUGAACAUCCAGUGUACGAUGAAGCAAGCUUUCGGACGCGGUACCGAAUGCAUAAACAUGUCUUUCAACGCAUAAUGGAGGAUCUUUGCAACCACGACAGUUUUUGGAGGCAAAAACCAGAUGCCACUGGAAAAAUGGGAUUGCUUCCUGAACAAAAGAUGACAGGUGCCCUGAGAAUGCUCGCGUACGGUGCAGCUGCUGAUCAAUGUGAUGAAAUCACUCGGAUGGGAACUUCUACAGCACUGAAAUGUCUGAAGAAAUUUUGUAGACAGAUCGAGUUUCUGUAA